Molecule: messenger RNA, 5832 nt
Organism: Cydia pomonella (codling moth)
Lineage: Eukaryota; Metazoa; Arthropoda; Insecta; Lepidoptera; Tortricidae
Gene: snama
Product: E3 ubiquitin-protein ligase RBBP6
Exons: 18
Coding region: 561-5636 (1691 amino acids)
Biological process (GO): protein ubiquitination; ubiquitin-dependent protein catabolic process; mRNA processing
Cellular component (GO): nucleus
Molecular function (GO): nucleic acid binding; zinc ion binding; ubiquitin protein ligase activity
Source: RefSeq, a predicted model, not a curated record
AUAUGAACCACUUUUUUACAUUUCAAAUAUUGUAAAUGUGCUGAUAUUUGGUGAAACGGGAAAAUAUCAUUUCUCGGGUCCGAUAUCGCCUGAUAAAGUAUGGAUGUAAUUGGCACUUUACCUUGGGACAUAUCGCUCCGUCUAUGAAGGACUUAAAACCGUUAUACACGAUCAAACAAUGUUCCACAUACCACGCGUUCAAGCGGUUUAUACCAGUAGUACGAAACGGACCUCAACUACGGUAGAAAAAGUAACUUAAAAAUUAAAAUGGCGGAGAUAUUGCCGAUCACAGUUUGCGUUUGCAAGCGUCGAUUGCGUUUGUUAAAUGCGUAUGCAAUGUGAUUGUGAUGUUUUGUUCAGGAAACUAAAUGUAAUUCAGUGACAUAAUUAAGCUAAUCUUGGAGUUUAUAUUAGUUUAGUUAGUGAAUUCGUGACAGACUUAAAAAAUUGUCUCUACGUAUAGUUUAGGUUAGUAAUCAGCAAGCAGUUUUAUAUAGAAUUUAGCAAAUUCAAAUUAUUUGACAUGAUAGUAACAAAUUGGCUUAUGUCCAUCAUCGGAUAUGUCUGUGCACUAUAAGUUCAAAAGUGCGCUAGAUUAUGACACGGUUACAUUCGAUGGUCUGCAUAUAUCAGUAGGAGAUUUGAAAGCUGCUAUUUCCCAGCAGAAAAGGAUUGGAAAGACAUCCGACUUUGAUCUGCAAAUAACUAAUGCUCAAACUAAGGAAGUGUACAGUGAUGAUGGUACUUUGAUUCCCAAAAACACAUCACUCCUAGUGGCUCGAGUACCACUAUCCCAGCAACCUAAGAAACAGUGGGAAGGCUCUAACAACAAUGCGGCAUUGCACAAAGAUGUCUCUGUUAACAAAGGGCUGGCCGAUCUGUCUCGCAUGGAAGGUAGCGAACAGGAUAAAAUAAAUGCUAUGAUUUCUCAGUCCACUUUUGACUACGAUCCUAGCAAUUAUCAAAAAAUUAGAGGACAAAAUCAGAGAGGUGUAGUGCCAUCAAAUUAUGUUUGUUACAAGUGCCAGAAACAUGGACAUUGGAUCAAGGAUUGCCCUAUAGCUAAUUCAUCUGACCCAAUAGAGAUAAGAAGAAGUACAGGAAUUCCUCGUAGUUUUAUGGUCCCAGUUGACGGACCUAAAGCCCCAGGAGCCAUGAUGACCCCAAGUGGAACCUUUGCUGUGCCUGCCGUUGAUCAUGAGGCGUACCUGGCGUCGGAGAGCGCGGGCGGCGCGGAGGUGGCGGCCAACGCGCCCGCCGCGCCCGAGCCCACCAUCCCCGACGAGCUCAUCUGCAGCCUGUGCCGCGACCUGCUCACCGACGCCGUCAUGAUCCCCUGCUGCGGGAACUCCUUCUGUGACGAGUGCAUAAGAGGAGCAUUGUUGGAGUCUGAGGACCAUGAAUGCCCAGAUUGUCGCGAAAAGGAGAUCGCGCCUACAACAUUAAUUCCAAAUAGGUUUUUGCGUAACUCGGUGUCGGCGUUCCGGAACCAGACGGGCUACAGCCGGCGCGCGCCGCACCGCCCGUCCGCCGGGCCGCCGCCCGUCGUGCCCCAUUUAGAACAACCACCACCGGUGAUGCCAAUGCAGCAGCCCCCGAACGGCCCGCCGCCUCCACUGGCCAACAACGAUGUGGGCGGGCACUCGUCGGACGGCUCGUCGGACAACAUCACCGUGCUGGUGCCGCCGCGCUACACGCACCGCCGCUCGCGCCGCCCAGACCACGCCCCGCGGCCGCGCACCAGACACGGACCGCCAGUUUUGAAACCUCCUGGCAUGGAUGAACCUCCCAACUUGCCCAUGAAUGUACCUCGAGUUGACGAGCAGCGUGCUAGCACUCCAACUAUUGACGAAGGAAGAGAUCCUAUGGCAUCUCAGGGAUCGUUCAAUCGUGGCGCGCCGCCACCUUUCGUUCGAGGAGUCCCGCCACCAGGACACAGAUUUAACGACCCCGGAUACUCGCGGGGGGCGGGGCGCCGCGGGCCCCCGGGGCCCCCGGGGCCGGGCCGGCCGCCGUACGAGCGCUUCCCGCCCGAGCCCUACCAGCCGCCGCCGCCCGGCAUCAAGGACGAGCCCAACGGGCACGGCGAGGACCCGCUCGAGGCGUUCAACCGGAUGAUCCGCGAGAAGGAGAUGCGAGCGGCGCGGCGCGAGAACUCGCGGCGGCGCCCGCCCAGCGGCUCCCCGCCGCCGCGCCGGCGCGGGCCCAGCGCCUCCCCGCCGCCGCCGCGGCGCCGCGGGCCCAGCGCCUCGCCGCCGCCGCCGCGCUCGCGCUCCCCGCGCUCCCCGCGCUCCCCGCGCAGCCCGCGCAGCCCCCGCAGCCCGCGCAGCCCCGAGCCGCGCCGCCACCGGUACUCUAGGUCGCGCUCGAUCUCGCGCGGCCGCCUGCGCCGCUCGCCGUGGUCGCCGCGCCGGCGCCGCACCCGCGACCGGUCUCUGUCCUUGACGAGGUCCCCAUCCCCUCGUCGCCGACACCGCUCGCCGCUGCGUUACCGCUCACCGCUGCGCUCGCCGCUGCGGUCCCCGCCCCGCUCUCCGCUACGCUCUCCGCUACGUUCCCCGCCGCGUUCGCCGCUCCGUUCGCCGCCUCGAUCACCGCACCGCACCCCGCUCCGCUCGCCGCACCGCUCGCCGCAUCGCUCGCCCCUGCGAUCGCCGAUGCGCUCGCCUCGUAGGUCGGCGAUGCGAUCGCCGCCGCCUAGAGCGAUGUCGCCUCAUCGGUAUCCUGGAUUGUACGACGAGCUGCUGUCGCCGCCGCGCCGAAACGUUGAGCCGCCGUACGGACCCAGAUAUGGACCAAGAAACAAUGGCCCUCCGCCAAUGUAUCCUAACAUGGGGCCAAAACCCAUUCCACCAUUAUCGAGUAUUCCUAUUCAGGAACCGCCUCCAGGGUAUCGCGGUCGAUAUGACGGCCCGCCUUUUGAAGACAUACCUCCUGGACUUGAACCUCCAGUGCCUGGAUUUGAGCCUUCGCCUUUCGAAAAACCACCUUAUGCCCCACCUGGACCAAUUGAUCGUGAGAGGAUGCCGCCAUCUAAUUAUCGAGAUCCUUACAGAGCACCUUUUGUAGAAGGUCCCCCAGGGUACAGGGAUAUGCCGAUGCCGCCUGCGCAAAACGAAAUUCCCGUUCACGUAGGCGAUCCACCUCGAUACCGUGACAACUAUAGAGGCCCCGGACCGUACCGUGACCAGGGCCCGAUGCCGUACAGAGACGGACCACCUUUCCGUGAAGUGGGCCAGGCCCCACCAUUCCGUGAACCUGGUUUUAGAGGAGGACCGCCGGCGCCCUUUAGGGAAAAUUUUAGGAAUGCUCCAUUUAGGGAAGGUGGUUUUCGAGACAAUCCACCACAUGGUUUUCGUGAAGGUCCUGUACCGUUCAGGCCGCCGAGUGUUGACCCAAGAGAACCACCUCCUGCGACUUACCAUGAUCCAGCUUUCCGUGAUGGUUUUAGAGAUGAAAACAAUCCGGGAAGAGAAAUGCGUCCUGGUUAUAGACCGGGGGUUCGUAACAGAGGCCCUUCAAGACGCAAUCCUAACUUUGAGCAGGAUAGACAUAGAGAACCAGAUGGUCGUGAUAGGGAACGCUAUGGGGAUAUUAGGGAUCCCGCUGAAAGAUCGCGUGAUAUGGAGAAAAGAGACAGACUCCGUGAAGACCGACCUCGUGAAGAACGGUCUCGUGGUGAUAGACCUCGUGAUCACGAAAGGAACCGAGAAUAUGAAAAGGAGAGAGAACGUGAUCAUGAAAGAGCUACACCCGAGAAAAAAGUUCGUGGGUCACCUAAACGUAAUCGUGACACACGCGAUAAGCGGCGAAGCGAAUCUAGAGGUCGCUCUCGUGAUCGAGACCGCGAUGGAAAGCGAGAUAAGAAAGAAGAGAGACUUCGGGAUAAAACGUCUUCCGAAAGAGCUAAAGAGCACAAAGAAAAGGAAAAGAAAUUAAGGGAUAAGGAAAGAAAGAAAAAGAAGAGAGAAAAAGAGAGAGAAAAAGAAAUAGACAAAAAGAAAAAACGAGAGAAAAAGGAUAAAAAAGACAGGGAUAUCGUUAAAAAAGAGGACAAGGAAGAUAAAGACGAAGACGAAGUUGAAAAAUCUAAAAAUAUAGAUGACGCCGUAGACGAGCAAAAUAAAGUUGAUAGUGAUAAUGUUGCCGAUGAAAACAACAAGAUAAACAAUGAACUUGGUGAAAACAAGGUAGAGGAAAAACUUGACUCUCCGACGGGAGUAGUAAAAGACGAACCUCAAAAUGAUUUAUAUGGCGAUGAACCUGCAGAAGCAAUAGAUAAAGAAAUAAUACAGAAUUACGUUAAAACUGAAGAUAAGGAAGGCGGUAAAGAGGAAGCUACUGAGAGUAACGUUGAUCCAGGACCCAAAGAAGAACCUUUUGAUGGAAUUGAAUUACAAAUUACUGCAGACGAAUUAGAUUUGAAAGCAGAUAUAGAAGGUACAACCGAAAAGGAAAUGUUGGCGCCUCUACCCGAGCUAUCAAAAUGGGAAGUUGAUGAUGACAAUGCUGAAAGGAAAGAACCGGGUGAAAUAACCUCGCCCGAUGAAGAGGAUUCGGGUAAAGUAACUUCAGAAGUUCUGAAGCGUGCUGAAAAUGCCAUAUUUGCUAAGGCAAUUCAUUCCCUCAGACCAAUCGAAAUAAAAAAAAUAAGUAGCGAUAGAGUCAAACUAUAUGACGAUGCCGCACAGGCGAAAGGUUCCAUGAAUAAUAUUCAAAUUACCGUUCCGGUAGCAGAUCCGGUACAUAGAUCUAUAGAAAUAAACGAUAAAACCAAGAAGAGAACAUCGAAAACUCCUCCACCUAGAUUGUCUGUAAAAGAACGAUUAGGUGGUAAAGUGGAUGACAUACGUAGAUCGAGAGAACCACGUGUUGUGCAUAGUACAGUAGAGCGAGUAAAAUCUCGGUCUAAAACACCUAAAAAGGAACAACCGUAUCGUAGAGUAACUGUUGAUAGAGAUAGAAGUAAAAAGCCGGAUUCAGUCAGCAGAAUAGAAUCAAAAGGGGAGAAGCCUCGUCUGAUAGCGGACGCCAGGGGGUUGCAAGAGAAAUUUUCAAGUCGUAGUCCAAAUCGUGAUAAAAAACGAAAAGACAUUGAUAAAGGUGGAAGGGAGUCUAAAAAGAUAAAGUCUGAACCAGGUGUCGAUUCUCGCAGUCAAGAGAAAGGUACGUCUAGUACCGUAAAAACGACUGCUGAACGAGAGAGAAAGAAGUCCACCUUGGACGAAGCACACUUUGAGCCUGAUUACGACGAGACAGUAGAGUCUGAUCAUGAAGGAAAAGAUGAUGCUGUCGGUAAAAAGCGCGAACGGUCGAUGUCACAAACUGUAACCAGUGAAGUGAAAAAACCUAAACUAGAAGAAGAAACAAUCAAACUAGAUUUAGCUAACGUUAAAAAGAAACCUGAUACCGAAAGUGAAUCGUCAAGUGACUCUGAUACAUCGUCAUCAUCCUCUUCAGAUACCCGUAAACGUAAGAAGAAAAAGAAGCGUAGUAGCAAGAAAAAGAAGAAACGAGCCGCUAGCGACAGUGAUAGCGAUUCUGACUCCGAUUCUGAUGACCACAAGAAAAAGAAAAAGAAACGUAAGCAUAAGAAGAAGUCUAGUAAGAAAAAGAAAAAAUCUAAGCAUAAGUAAGUGCUACCGAUACGCAAGCUUAAUUUUAACAUUAUGUUCCUUUUAUUUUGUUCUCACAAUAAUUAAGAUUUUUAUGGGAACAUUAUCUUUACAAUUUCUACAGUAGGUACCUACUCCAUAAAAAAUGCACUUACUUCAUAGUUGUAAAAUGUAAUAAACAAACUAUUAAAUAAUAAACAUAUUCUGAUGGUAUCAA